GAAUUAAUAUAUUUAAUUUUGAAAGGGAAACGGUCAAAUUUUGUCGUCUCUGUCGUCUCUUACGCAACUUCAGUGUCAUCUUCAUUUCUCCCCCACAAAAUUUCAUCUCUUUUUUUCUUUCAGCUUCCUUUUAGCUAUGGCGGAUCAAUGGAAACGCACUGCUCUUCUUGUUAUCGACAUGCAGAGAGAUUUCAUUGACGAACACUCCGUCUUCGCUGUACCAGGAGCCUCCACUAUAAUCCCAAGCGUCUCCACCGCUGUCGAAAUCGCAAGGAAUCGUGGGUUGUUCAUCAUUUGGGUUGUUCGAGAACAUGACGGUGAAGGACGAGAUGUUGAACGAUUUCGCCGCCAUUACUAUGGGAAUGGGAAGCCGAAUCCUCUUGUGAAAGGAAGCAAAGGGGCGGAGUUAGUACAAGGGCUUGAGAUUAAAGAAGGAGAAUAUAAAUUGGUUAAAACUAGGUUUAGUGCCUUUUUUAAUACUAAUUUACGUUCUCUUCUUCAAGGGGCGGGUAUUACUGAUUUGGUUGUCUGUGGUGUUCAAACCCCAAACUGUAUCAGACAGACUGUUUUUGAUGCUGUAGCUUUGGAUUACCAUUCUAUCACUCUUCUUUAUGAUGCUACUGCAGCUGCGACUCCCAAAGUUCAUCAUGAUAAUAUCACUGACAUGGUGAACGUGGGAGUUGAGGUGAAGAGAGUUGAUGAAUGGGGGGAGUCUGAUUCUGAGGCUUGAACUAACCCAAUUCCAGUUGUUAUACAAUCUUCGUGUUGCUGGUGAUUUUCAUUUACUGCAAUGAAUCCAUGGUGUUUGAUGUUCAGCCAUGCUUCUUGUGUUUCUUUUGGUCCACCGUUUAACGACAUUCAUAUCGAAAUAAUCUUUAUCUCUCCCUCUUGCUUCGUUCGAGCUUUCAAGAACUUUGAUUCUCUUCCUCUGUAUAAUAAAAGAAAACAAACUUCCUUUUCUUUUGCA
Cucumis melo (muskmelon) is the source of this 967-nucleotide messenger RNA. RefSeq names its product probable inactive nicotinamidase At3g16190. The transcript is spliced from 5 exons. Bases 137 to 730 code for a protein of 197 amino acids. Lineage: Eukaryota; Viridiplantae; Streptophyta; Magnoliopsida; Cucurbitales; Cucurbitaceae. The record is from RefSeq and is a predicted model, not a curated record.